AUGUCAACGGGUAAAAGCAAAACAUCAGGUUCCAUUAGGGUUAUUGCAGCCUAUAGCUAUACCAGACUGGAAUGGGAUGGAAUUACCAUGAAUUUUGUAACAGGAUUGCCACUCACACCUAGGAAGAAAGAUGUCAUUUGGGUAAUAGUUGACAAGUUAACAAAAUCAGCACAUUUCUUGCCAAUCAGAAUGGAUUAUACAUUGGAAAAUUAUCAGGCUAGUAUUAAGAUGGCCCGUUAUGAAGCAUUGUAUGGCAGAAAAUAUAGAAUCCCAUUAUGUUGGACAGAAGUUAGUAAAGCUAAACUUGUAAGUCCAGAGUUAAUAAGACAGAUUGAGGAGAAAGUGAAAAUUAUCAAAGAAAGAUUGAAAGCUGCAACUGAUAGACAAAAAUCCUAUGCAUAUUUGAGAAUAAAAGAUAUAGAAUUUGCUGUUGGGGACAAAGUGUUUUUAAAAGUUUCUCCGUGGAAGAAAGUGCUAAGAUUUGGUAAGAAAGGUAAGUUAAGCCCUUCGUUUACUGGUCCAUGUAAAAUAAUUGAGCGUGUAGGUCCAGUAGUCUACAAGCUAGCUUUACAUCCAAAGUUAGACAGAAUACACAAUGUCUUCUAUGUAUCCAUGUUAAGAAGAUACAGAUCUGACCCUGCACAUGUCAUUUCAGUAGAACCCAUUGAUGUACAACCUGGCUUAACUUAUGAAGAAGAACCAAUGAUAAUUUUAGCAAGGAAAAUGAAAGAGGUACGAAAUAAGAAGAUUCCCUUUAUUAAAGUGUUAUGGAGAAAUCACAAGGUAGAAGAAGCUACAUGGGAGAGUGAAGAAGUGAUGAAGCAAUAA
Molecule: messenger RNA, 828 nt
Organism: Manihot esculenta (cassava)
Lineage: Eukaryota; Viridiplantae; Streptophyta; Magnoliopsida; Malpighiales; Euphorbiaceae
Exons: 2
Coding region: 1-828 (275 amino acids)
Source: RefSeq, a predicted model, not a curated record